AGUUUGAGUACAAGUUCGAACACUCAUGCUGCAUGAUUUGAAUGAUCUCACUUGGGAUGACUCUCUGGACUACACUUGAGAUAAGAAAAGAGUUAUUCUUGUUUUGUCGCCCCAAGAGCGCCAUGAGAAAUCCGAACUAGCAACUCGUUCCAGUGCACUGAUUAUUGCAGCCGAAUGAUGUUUUGGGCCUGCGUCGAACUGUCGAUGCUCAAUACAUAAACCUCAAAUCAAUUCAAAAUUUCAAAUCAGCCUUGCACUUGAGCAUGAUCCGGCAACAACAGCAACAUCACUCUGACAGAAAAGGGUUCUGGAAUCUAAGUUUUGAUUCUAAUGCCCUUUCGUCGGUACCAUGACGACAGUCGCUCCUUCUUCGACUCCGCGGGCUGAGUUCUUUCAGCAGCUGAAGCGGGUCUGUGUCCCCCUCAGUCAGUUUGCCCUCCGACCAAAGGACCGGGCGGUCGACGCGAAGGAGGUCACCAGCCUCUUGGAGUCCCUCAUCAGCCUCUGGACUGCUCAAGCAAGCAAAGAUGGCUCCAUCUUGGAUGACAAGUUGGCAGACUACGUUUUCUUCCCCUUGUCGCACCUGCUGCGAGAUCGGGAUCGCUAUCCCAUGCGGGUAUUUGAGGUUAUGAUUCGCUUGCUCAGAGAUCUGAUCCAGCAUGGCUGGAAGGCCAAGGCAUCUCCACAGCUCUUUCAGGAGCUGCUAGUCUUUCUGUCGCUUGCAAUUGGCGGCGUGCCGGGCCAGGCAAAUCGACGAGAGCUCCCCGAGGAGACCACGAUAGAGGCUUUUCGCACACUGGCCGCUCUGAUCUGCAUAGCCCAACCUCACCACCUAGCAGCGCCGGCAGACGUGCCAGAAAGCAAAAGCAUACAGGCCCUCUUUAGCAGUGUCGAAAUCAUGCUCGAUGGUAUUACUGAGGGAGCCGUCGCCUCUAUUCAACUCGAGGCAGUAAAUUGCCUGGAGACCAUGUUCACCACCAUCAGAGACAAUGCUGUCCUCGCUCGGUUCUUUCCUGGCACAGUUUCUGCUCUUACCAAGAUUUUGUCCCCGCCUCUGGCGAAUCAGACCCAAAAAAGGGUGCUUCGGAGCUGCUUAGAAGCCUUGAGGUUAGUUCUCAUAAACGUGCUAGGAGACCUCAAAGUCAGAGGAAUCCUCAAUAGGCUGGAGAAAUCGGACGACCGUAAAGAAGAGCCCUUGAGCGAUUCGGGAGAUUCCGAACCUUUGAAAGAGCUGACGCCAGCCUGGCUGAAAGCGACCGGGGCUCAAGUCAAGAUUGCCUUGUCAGCGGUUCUUAAGCUGCGAACCCACGAGUCUGAAGACAUCCAGUCUGCCGUUUACCGACUCUGUAUCGCCUUGCUCGACGAGUGCCAUUCCUCACUUGCCAACUGCCAGUCAAUCCUGGUCGAGAGUUCUUUGAUGUUGGAGGAUGAAACCCCACGAUCGCGGCUCGAAACUAGCCUGCAGGACCUUGCCGGCGUCUAUCCGGAGCUCGGGGAGAGCAUAAAAUUGAGCUUACACAGUUGGGUUACUGGCAUGCCCCGGGUCAUGCAGUCCAACGAUGAGCGGGUCAAGCAGAUAGCCAUCAGAAGCAUAAUCAGGGGAAGCAAGCUGGCCGCAGCUUUGCAUAUAGACUCCCCGACCUUCGACAACGCACUGGGGGACUCGCUUCGAGACAGCCUCGUUACGCUCAUCAGAGCUUCAAAACCGCCCAGGAUCACCGACGCUGCCGUUGAGGCGGACCUCUCAAUGAGCACUGAUUUGGCCGCGUCAGGGAUGGAGCUAGCCUUGUUCAGCCCUAUUCUUCUCGACUCAGAAGGCCAGAAAAUUACAAGGAACGAAGUUAAGACCCUAAUAUCCAGCAUAGGAUCGUCGACUCAGCAGGUCAACCUAGCAAACUUGAUGCUGAGUUAUAUCCGCGAUUCGGAAGGUGUAGACCGGAUUGCUUCGUUUUGGCUGGCAUUCGAGCUCAUCAAAUCCACGUAUACGCAGUCAUCGGACCUCGACACCAUGGUUGACCUUUCCUCACUUGGGGAAUCAAGGCGCCAGGAUCUGGCAUUCCAGGAGCUCUAUGAAUUUUCUGCGUCGGUCUUGUCUGCCCACUCUGACUCCGUCGAGACGGACUGGCAGAUGGAAGCCAUCGCACUAGAGGUCACGGCCUUUGCUGCUUCACGGCUGAAGCUGGAGUUCCGGCCAGAACUCAUUGACAUACUAUAUCCAAUCACCACGUUCCUAGGCUCCCAAAUACCGCAGCUCCGAAGGCACGCCAUCACGACGCUAAACAUACUUGCCGCGGCAUGUGGAUACCAAAGCGUCUCGGAGCUGAUCGUCGACAAUGCUGACUACAUGGUCAACUCGGUAUCUCUGCGGCUCGGUGCCUUUGAUAUCUCCCUGGCAUCCACCAAGGUGCUCACCAUGCUGAUUCGGCUGACCGGGCCAAAGCUGAUUCCUUACCUGGACGAUGUCAUCACAGCAAUAUUUGGCGCACUCGACAGCUACCAUGGCUAUCCGGUGUUUGUUGAGAGCAUGUUCUCGGUUUUAUCAGAGGUGGUAACCCAGGGCGUCAAGUCCGACAUGCUCCUGCUGGAAGGCUCGGGUGUCAAAUCGAUAGACCAUCGAAAGAAGAGACCGACGUCCCUCGGAAUCCCAGGCAUUCUGCAAACGCUAGACAAGCGACUUGACAGAGCUAAACGCUCAAAGGCGGACGGGGUGGAUCUCAGCAGCACACCCGAAACGCACCCAAAGAGACCCUGGACGCAAUCCACCGACGACUCCAAAUCCACAAGCGAGGCAGCCUCCCUGCUGGACGCCUUGGAAACCGAGAAAACCAAGCAGAAUUCCACCGCCUCCGAAGACGAUGCCCCCUGUCACCAGGAAGGACAGCAACCCCAAGAGGUCGAACCAAGCAACCCCCCACCACCAACGCCGACGUACACGCUCCUGACGCGCAUCCUCUCGCUGGCGCAGCACUACCUGACCUCCCCUACGCCAACACUGCGCAAGUCGCUCCUGGACCUGGUCGGCACCGUGAGCCCGGCGCUCGCGCCCGACGAGAACGCCUUCCUCCCGCUCGUCCACGCCGUCUGGCCCGUCGUGCUCGCCCGCCUGCGCGACCCGGAGCCCUACGUCGCCGUGGCGGCGUGCCGGGCCCUCGCCGCCCUGUGCCGCGCCGCGGGCGACUUUUUGGCCUCAAGGUUCAAGACCGAGUGGCCUGGCGCUGCCGGCCUCGCUGGGUGGUUCGCCAGGGUUAAGAGCGAGGCGGGUGGUGUCGGUAGGAGGGGGGCAGGCGCCAGGAGGGUUGGUGGCGGUGGUGAGGGACUCAGGGUUGGUGUGAUAAAGGAAGGUGGUGUGCGUGGUGAGGGAGAGGGGAUCCUCAUACCUAUACGGUCAGCUGGCGGCGGUGGUGGUGAUGGUCUGGAAGAUGGGGAUGCGGGCGUGAAGCUUGUUCAGAGCUCCUUCUCGCGGGCGGCUGCGCUGGGGAGGUUUGCGCAGGCCUCGCAGGUCUGGGAGGCCGUGUUGGAGCUGCUGGCGGCGAUUGUGUCGUACGUGAGGGUCGACGAUGAUAUGUUUGACGAUAUCCUGGAGCUGGUGGUGGAUGUGCUGCCACAGCACGCGGAGCUGGAGGAGGCGUUGGAAACGGUCAAUGCCGACGCCGUCUGGCUGGCCUUGUACGAACGCGGGAUGGUGGCGGAGGGGAGGGAGCCGCCGGUGGUGGAAGAGGGGUUGGGACUAGGGCUGAAGUGGAAGUUUGCGAGGAUGGAUUUGAGAGGUGUGACUGCUUAGUACCUUAUAAGGUACCUUACUUUGCCAAUUUUGUCUGGGGCUUUGGGGGAGCAACGAGCCAUAGAGCUUUCCGGGGCACCGGUUCCAUGCGGAAUGCGGAGUGCAUCCUCGCCAUGGUUCUAGCCGAGCCUUUGCAUUGCCGACUUCGGCCCGCUUCAGCAGGGCCCGCAUCGAAACGGCGUACCUAAUCACAGCGCUGCACCUUGAUACACAUCUAAGGACCGGGAAUAAGGUGCACUACUUUAGGAUGCGUAUUCGUCCUAUGCUAACGCCGAGGAUUGGAAGAUGGAUUUACUAGGACAGAGACCUAGACGUCGUUGGGCAUUGUCGGUCGUGGUAAGCAUUCCAAUAUCAG
Canariomyces notabilis is the source of this 4136-nucleotide messenger RNA. RefSeq lists its product as uncharacterized. The record is from RefSeq and is a predicted model, not a curated record. Gene Ontology annotation, biological process: chromatin remodeling. Lineage: Eukaryota; Fungi; Ascomycota; Sordariomycetes; Sordariales; Chaetomiaceae. Bases 350 to 3781 code for a protein of 1143 amino acids. The transcript is spliced from 2 exons. Gene Ontology annotation, cellular component: cytoplasm.